AUGGCGGCGAGAAAGCGCAGCUCCCAGGUCAUGGUUGACCUCACUGAUGACCGCUCAGAACCUCGGCCGAAAAGAAGAGCCAUGCAUUCUACUGGUGUUAAUGCAUCUGCCCGCCGCAAUCCUUCGCCACGUUCCUCCAAUCAACUACAAGCGUUCGGUGUGAAUGAUGAUCAAUCCUCAUUGUUAACAAGCCCGCGGUUGACAAAUUCUCGAAUCGCCUCACACGAGCACGAGACUAUGGACCCUACUCAAGAAACUAAUGAAGAAGUUAGAGAGCUUUACGGAACUUUUAAUACAAAAAUAGUUGGCAUACAAUAUUACAACGGUAAUGCUACAGCAGGGGAAGAGGUUCUCUGUCGAAGGGAGCCUGAUAAUCAGUAUGAUCGCAACGCCAUCCGAAUGGAUAACGUCAUGAAUCGCCAGAUUGGACAUCUGCCUCGAAAAGUCGUUGAGAGAGUUGCACCAUAUAUUGAUUCCGGAGACAUCUUUCUUGAAGCUCAGCUUACUGGAUUCAAAGGCACUUACGAUUGCCCAGUAAGACUGUAUUUCUAUGGGCCGAGUGACUCAUCCGACCGGUCAAGGAUUGAAAACAAACUCAAGAGUGACAAGCUGGUGAAAUCCACUGAGCUCAAGCGAACUAGGAGAGAAGCUGAGACUCGAAGGGCUGCCUUGGGCUUGAAAGCGGGUGGUUUAACAUAUGGACUGGGAACCAACGGCUAUGAGGACCCCGAAAUAUCACUAGAGGAUAUUUUGAAACAUAGUCAAUCAGUUGAGUUCAGAAAUGGGAAAGAUGUGAUCAAGACACUGGCAAUGGACGAAUUAUACUUGUCGCAGAUGCCUUACUGUGAGCAGCCAUCGGCUCUCAAAGCGACACUCUUACCAUAUCAGCUCCAGGGACUCGCUUGGAUGAUUUCCAAAGAAAAUCCUAUUCUACCAACAAAAGACGCUGACAACCUAGUCCAGCUAUGGAAGUAUGACGGCAAAGGUUACUGGAACGUGGCCACGGACUUCAUCAGCAAAUCCCCGCCAAAGCUCUUCUCCGGUGGAAUAUUAGCUGAUGAAAUGGGCCUUGGGAAAACUCUUCAGGUGAUCAGUCUGAUCCUGUCGGGUGGUGUCGGAACCACAUUGAUUGUUGCUCCUGUGAGUGUCAUGAGCAAUUGGAAGCAGCAAAUAGAGAGACACGUCAAACCUGAGUGUUUACCAAAUGUUCUCAUCUAUCACGGCGAUAAAAAGAUGUCCCCUCAGGAUUUGAUGAAGUUUGAUGUGGUCAUUACUAGCUACGGAAAAUUGGCCCGUGAAAGGGAUGCCAAUGUUCCUCAGGUUCUGUUAUCGACUGCUAUGCAGUGGAGGCGCGUGGUUCUGGAUGAGGGCCACACCAUUCGCAAUGCCCGAACCAAGGUUGCGCUAGCUGCUUCUAUGAUUAAGGCCAGGUCACGAUGGGUUUUGACUGGCACUCCUAUCAUAAACUCUGUAAAGGACCUGCACUCCUUGAUUAAGUUUUUGCACAUCACUGGAGGAAUCGAACAAGCCGAAAUUUUUAACUCGAGAGUAACACGGAAGUUAUCCGUGGGAGACGAUGCCGCGGAAGCUAUCUUGCAGGGCCUUAUGCAGGAUAUAUGUCUGCGACGCAAAAAAGACAUGAAGUUUGUUGACCUGAACCUGCCGGCAAAGGAGGAAUACCUUCAUCGGAUAAGCUUUCAUGCGGAAGAGAAACGCUACUAUGAUUCAUUACUCGCCGAGGCUCGCGGCGCCCUUGCCGAGUAUCAAGCCAAGGCGAAUAAUAAACGAGGACAAUUCCAGGGAGUUCUCGAGAGACUUUUGAGACUAAGACAGACGUGCAAUCAUUGGACUCUCUGUCGAGACCGCAUUAACGAAUUGAUGAAGUUGUUUCAAGAUCAAGACGUUGUGCCAUUUAACGAAAAAAACACCGCCUUGCUGCAAGAAGCCCUCCAGCUGUAUAUCGAUAAUCAGGAGGAUUGUGCUAUCUGCUACGAUUCUCCAAGAGGUCCUGUUAUAACAAACUGCAAACAUGUGUUUUGCCGCGCGUGCAUUGUCAAGGCUAUCGAAAUGCAGCAUAAGUGCCCCAUGUGCCGGAAUACGCUAUCUGAGGAUUGUCUUUUGGAACCAGCGGUGGAGGGCCAGUUUGACGGAAACUUUGAUACGGAGACCCAAAGCUCCAAGACAGAGGCCAUACUACAGAUUGUUCGCGCGACCUUGAAGAAACCGGGAUCAAAGGUGGUCAUCUUUUCGCAGUGGACAUCGUUUCUGAACAUUGUAGGAAGACAGCUCGACAUUUCUGGGUUGAAAUGGUGCCGAAUUGAUGGCAGUAUGGGCACAGAGCAGCGCGACCGUGCUGUUCAAGCACUGGACAACAAUGCCGACACCCGUGUCAUGCUUGCCAGCCUGGCUGUUUGCAGCGUUGGGCUGAACCUCGUUUCCGCGGACACUGUCAUUCUGUCCGACAGCUGGUGGGCACCAGCCAUCGAGGACCAAGCUGUCGAUAGGGUUCAUCGACUAGGGCAAACACGAACGACGACUGUCUGGCGACUAAUUGUGGAAGGAUCUGUUGAAGAAUGUGUAUUGGACAUACAGAAGGAAAAGAGGGAGUUGGUGAUAAAGACUUUCCAGGAUGAGGACAAGAAGGGCAAGGCGACGAAGGACACGAGGAUGGCCGAUAUUGCCAAGCUUCUGUCUUGA
Molecule: messenger RNA, 2697 nt
Organism: Ustilaginoidea virens
Lineage: Eukaryota; Fungi; Ascomycota; Sordariomycetes; Hypocreales; Clavicipitaceae
Exons: 9
Coding region: 1-2697 (898 amino acids)
Molecular function (GO): nucleic acid binding; zinc ion binding; ATP binding
Source: RefSeq, a predicted model, not a curated record